CGCGCGUUUCCGCUUCCGCCACCGCCACGGCAGUCUCGUUGUGACUGGAGUGGAGGCGUUUUCGUUCACCUCUCUGCACUAUGUCCGGCGGCCUUCUGAAGGCGCUGCGCAGCGACUCCUACGUGGAGCUGAGCCAGUACCGGGACCAGCACUUCCGGGGUGACAAUGAAGAACAGGAAAAAUUACUGAAGAAGAGCUGUACGUUGUAUGUUGGAAAUCUUUCCUUUUACACAACUGAAGAACAGAUCUAUGAACUCUUCAGCAAAAGUGGUGACAUAAAGAAAAUCAUUAUGGGCCUGGAUAAGAUGAAGAAGACAGCAUGUGGGUUCUGCUUUGUGGAAUACUAUUCAAGAGCAGAUGCGGAAAAUGCCAUGAGGUACAUAAAUGGAACUCGUCUGGAUGACCGGAUCAUUCGCACAGACUGGGAUGCAGGCUUUAAAGAGGGCAGGCAAUAUGGCCGUGGGCGAUCUGGGGGCCAGGUACGAGAUGAGUAUCGGCAGGACUAUGACGCUGGGAGAGGAGGCUAUGGAAAACUGGCCCAAAACCAUGAUAAAGGCAUUUAUGGCCAUUAACUUCCUUCUCAAACCAGCCUUCAUUGUGUUCCACAGUGCUUGAUGAUAAACAAGGAUUUCCAAUGCAAUAGAAAGGCCCUGCCUGCAUCUUCAAGGAGAACCCUUCACAAAGAUAAAUAAAUUUCACUGGGACCAGAAGUAAAAUGGCGGUCAAAGAGCACUAUCAUAAACCAAGCACUAAUACAUCUCAUUUCAUCCUUAUAACUACCCUGUGUUAGCAUCCCUACUUUACAAAUGGAUACAGGAACCUUAGGGAGGUUAAGGAACUUUCCCAAGUACCCUUAACUAGCAUAUGGCAAAGUGAAGAUUCUGAUUGUGAUAUAGUUAUAGGACUGCAGAAAGUGAACCACUAACUAUUAUGCUGUGCUACAUCCAAAGCAGAAUACCUAUUAUCUUUUCUCUACAAAAGCAGCUUGUUUUUCCCUUUGAAUACCCAUUGGCCAUUUCCCUUCAUCUUUCCCUUUUAAUACCCAUUGGCCAAGAAUUACCCAGAAAACUUCUUAAAAUGAGAAUUAAAUCCAUUAUUCUUUA
This is a messenger RNA of Neogale vison (American mink), 1103 nucleotides long. RefSeq names its product nuclear cap binding protein subunit 2 (gene NCBP2). Gene Ontology annotation, molecular function: RNA cap binding. The transcript has 6 exons. NCBI's taxonomy places the organism in Eukaryota, Metazoa, Chordata, Mammalia, Carnivora, Mustelidae. The coding region runs from base 81 to 572 and encodes 163 amino acids. Gene Ontology annotation, cellular component: nuclear cap binding complex. The record is from RefSeq and is a predicted model, not a curated record. Gene Ontology annotation, biological process: mRNA cis splicing, via spliceosome.